Coturnix japonica (Japanese quail) is the source of this 4571-nucleotide messenger RNA. NCBI's taxonomy places the organism in Eukaryota, Metazoa, Chordata, Aves, Galliformes, Phasianidae. The record is from RefSeq and is a predicted model, not a curated record.
GGAGGUGGAGCGCUGACCCGCCUUGUUACCCAGACAACCGGCCCCGGAGCCAGAGCAGGGGCGUGGUUUUGUCGGCGCCUUGUUACCCGGACAACCGGCCCCGGAGCCAGAGCAGGGGCGUGGUUUUGUAAUGUUACCAGUUAGUUUGGACCCGCCCACCCAGGCGAUCGGCGAGCUCGCCUUGUCAGCCGAUCCGGGAAAAGGGGCUGGCCCUACUCGACGGGGCCCGCCCACAUUCACCGAUUGGGCAAGGGCUAGGGAGGAUCUUCAGGCCACUAACGCGGGCGUACCCACACUUGCCCUUCCCCUGGUGGUUAAAAAUGGGGGACCAGCUUGGACCCCCUUGGACACCAAGGCGAUUACUCGCCUGGCAGGGCUAGUAAAGGAUAAAGGAUUGCGGUCGCUGGUCACGAUGUCAGCUGUUGAGGCUCUUAUGGCCUCCAAUUUGCUACCAUAUGAUGUUGAGAACCUGAUGCAUGUUAUCCUCAAGCCUGCACAGUACAUGCUCUGGCAAGAUGAGUGGAACUGCCAGCUUAGAACUAUUGUCGCAGAGGCAACGUGUGACCCAGCCCACCCAGCUAACCGUGGGCGUGGCAAAAAAGAGCGGACUACCCUCGCUCGCCUUCAAGGGUUGGCAGAUGGCAUGGUGGGAUCCCCGGAAGGUCAGGCAGCUGAAUUGAUAGCGGGGGAGGUGGCUGCACUCAUGACCGCAGCCCUCCAGGCGUUGAGAGCAGUGGCUAAGGUUGCAGAGCCAUCUGGACAGACAUCCAGGACAGACAUCAAACAGGGGCCAAGCGAACCCUUCCCUGACUUUGCGAAUCAGCUGAUUCGCGCGGUCGAGGGUUCAGAUUUACCUAAAGAGGUCCACUCUCUUGUGAUUAUUGAUUGCCUUAAACAAAAAUCGCUGCCAGACGUCCAGCAAAUUAUUAGGGCAGCGCCGGGAGACUUAACAACUCCUGGGGAGGUUAUCAAGUAUGUUCUAGACCAUCAAAAGAGCACUCCGCUGCAUGCGGAAGGUCUUGUGGCGGCAGUACAGGGCAUGGCUGCGUCAUGCCAAGAAAUGGCCGCAUCGGUGAUAGCUGCAGCCCAGUCAGGACCACAAACGGACAAAGGCCCAUGCUUUAAAUGUGGCCAGACAGGACACUUUAAAGCACAGUGUCCAAAGAAAAAUGCUCCGGGGGAAGGGUGCCAGUUCUGUGGCACUGCAGGUCAUGGGGCACAUAAGUGUCGAAAACUUAAAAACCUGCUUCAGGGAAACGGGAGGGGGAGGGUCCCUAUAGCCCGGGGGACCUCCCAAGCCAAUUUCUUGGGCAGCAACCUGCAGCCCAGGGGGCCCCCUCAAGCCAACUUCUGGGGCAGCAUCUUGCCACCCAGGGGACCUUUCCAGAACAACAGGGCCCUGUCAUCCCUUCGUGGCUGUGACGGAGGACCUUCUCGAUCGGCCUAUCGCCCGCCUCAUGAUGGAGGACCCUUGCUGUCAGCCAUCCCAGAAACGUGGCCGCUGAUGGUCAUUGAUCUUAAAGAUUGUUUCUUUUCUAUCCCUCUCGCUGAGCAGGACCGGGAAGCUUUUGCGUUUACGGUCCCGGUGGUGAAUAACUUGGAGCCAGUCCAGAGAUAUCAGUGGAAGGUUUUGCCUCAGGGGAUGGUCUGCUCACCUACUAUUUGCCAGCUUGUGAUUCUGCUUUUGUUGCGAGGUUACUGCUGCACAUGGGGAAGGAGGGACUACCCUGUAGUUUUAUUAGAGGAUGCCUUGGUUUACCGGGCUGACCCGGUGGCCAUCCUCCAUGUGCGAAGUCACUCUGAUGUCCCAGGGUUUUUUACAGUGGGCAAUGAGGUGGCAGAUAGAGCAGCCGGGGGUCACAUUUUCACCCUUCGGGAGGCCCGAGACCUUCAUGCGGCCUUACAUUUAGGGGCCAGGGCACUGGCACGGACAUGUUCCAUCCCGAUUACCUUGGCUAGGGAGGUGGUACAGACGUGUCCGCAUUGUAAUUCGGCGCCUGCCUUGGGGGCUGGCGUUAACCCACAGGGUCUCGUUCUGUUAGAAGUCUGGCAGAUGGACUUCACCUUAGAACCAAGAAUGGCACCCCGCCAGUGGCUUGCAGUUACGGUCGAUACCUCCUCUUCAAUACUUGUAGCCACGCAGCAUGCUCGUGCCAACUCCACAGCUGCUCAACAUCAUUGGGCUACGGCUAUCGCUGUUAUGGGAAUGCCACGCCACAUUAAGACAGAUAAUGGAUCAUGCUUUAUAUCACGGUCAACCAAGGAGUGGCUGGCUCGUUGGAAUAUUACACACACAACAGGCAUCCCGGGAAAUUCCCAGGGCCAAGCGAUUGUGGAAAGAGCUAAUCGCCUCCUCAAAGAAAAGAUCCGGGUGAUUGGGGAGGGGGAAGGAUAUACGGGUAGAAUCCCGGUUGCACAGCAGGGUGAAAUUUUAGCUCGAGCAUUAUAUGCUUUAAAUCAUUUUGAGCGGGGAGAGAGCACGAGAACCCCCACUCAAAAGCAUUGGCAACCAAGAAUCAUUCAGGAGGGCCCACCGGUGAAAAUCAAAACUGAAAGUGGAUCCUGGGAGUCAGGCAGCAACUUCUUGGCCCAGAGGGCCCCUAUUGGGAUCCGAAAACUAAUCAAACCAUCCCCUAUACCCUUGUGUAUCCCCGUGAUGAAAAGACCUUCGACAUUGAUGGAGGAUAUUGGGGGGUUGUUAAUAUUAGCAGGACGGAUGGGUCCAUCCGAGGAGUUGUCUUUUAAUAGAGGUUGUUGUGUUUUUCCUAUCCCCAAGGGGUCAUUUUCGUUUAUGGGAGAAUUAUGGAAUAAUGGUACAGCAAAAGCCUUGCCACCAGGGGUAUUUCUCAUUUGUGGGGAUCGUGCUUGGCAAGGAAUUCCUAGGAACCCAAUAGGAGGUCCUUGUUAUUUGGGGAAAUUGACUAUCUUAUCCCCUAGCAUCUUUGAGAUCUAUAAAGCAUUUAACCAUUCACGAGCCAAAAGAGACAUACAUGUUCUGGAGUCUGACUGCGGGGACAAUGUAAGAUUAUGGGGACCCACAGCCAGAAUUUUCGCUUCCUUCUUUACUCCUGGGGUUGCUGCUGCACACACUCUAAAAGAAAUCGAAAGGCUGGCCUGUUGGACUGUUAAACAAGCUAAUGUUACCUCUCAGUUACUUUCGGACUUGCUUAUAGAUGUAGAGAGUAUCAGACAUGCUGUGCUUCAAAAUAGAGCGGCCAUAGACUUUUUACUUUUAGCACAAGGGCACGGAUGCCAAGAUGUUGAGGGAAUGUGUUGUUUUAAUUUGAGUGACCAUAGUGAAUCGCUACAUAAGAAGCUAGCAUGGAUGCAAGACCAUACCAAGAAGAUCGGCGUCGUGGACGAUCCGUUUGGAGACUGGCUCGGAAGCCUGUUUGGGAACAUCGGACCUUGGUUCAAACAGUUGCUAAAAGUAUUGGUGAUGGGACUUAUUGUUCUUCUUGCACUAUUAAUUUGCACACCGUGUAUUAUACAAUGCUUGCAGGGAUUUAUGCAUCGCAUGGUGACGGGAAUUUUUGAGGAGAAAAUGGAACAACAAAGGGCAUAUGAGAGACUUUAAAAGGUUAACUGGGAUUGUUAAUAGGUUGCGUAUUGUUACGGGUUAAAGGUUCUUUAGCAUAAGGAGGGGGAGAUGUAGUGUAUUAGGUGGUAGGCGGGGUCACGGGAUGUGACGGGACAGGUCCCUCCUCCUUAGUUAAUAUUCAUGAUGGGCGGGAUUAGCCCUGCCCACUUUCUAGCAGGUUCUAUACCAAAAGUUAUAUAAGGGUCUGUUUGUUUUAAUAAAAUGCCUUUUGCCACACACUCCCUUGUUGUGCUGGCAUCUGGUCCAGCUGCGGAUACCCAGGGACAAAUGGGAUGCACGGCACCGUGUAACACCAACAGAAAUGGCAGACUGUCAAGACUCAAACUACAGCUUCUGUAGAGUACAAUGGCAAUAUUUUCAAAUCAAAAUUUCAGGCCCUCGGUUUCCUUCUGAGUCAUUCUCAGAAUAGAAAAUGUAGGCAAGUAGCUUCACUACAUUAAUAACCUGACAAAAGAGGAGGAAACAAUCUUUUUAACUCUUGUUACUAACACUGUAGUUAAACAAAAUUCAUAUAAUAAAUUCAAUAAAAAUCCAAAUGUAGAUGGGCAGUCUCAAAAAUCCAUUUAUAUGCACAAUAAAGAAAUCUGCUUUUUUUGUAAAGGUUUGUGUUAAUCAGGUAUCUCAAAAGAUUUUUUUAUUAUAUAUUGGACACCAUAUCUGCCAGUUUUGAAUUAAUAGAGGUAUAAUUUUUUGAACUUUUAUCUAGGGUGAACAGUAUGUUCCCUGAAGUUAUCUAUCCUCAUUGCAUUUUUGGAUUCCAUCAUGGGUUUAUCUUUGAGCACAUGAACUAAAUUAUUUUGGAGUGUAAUUUUAAGAGAGAAUAUAUUCCAGAAUACAGCACAUCAACCAAGUCUUUCAUUCCUUACAACCAAAAUAGAAAUAAGCAAAAUAUUCCAAAGACAUUUACAAGCAAAUGACUCAUUGGUAUAUAUUUUUAACUAAAAUAUACAGAGCAUCUAAUGCCUCAGAU